CCGCAAGCGCCCGCGACGCUGCGUGUGCUCCGGGCUUCUCUGGCUGACCAACUCCGCUGCUCUGGAGGAUUCUUCCUGGAUGUUUAUCAACCAUACUUGUCUUAAAGAUUAAUAAUUAGGAUGAAACCAUGACCAGGUGGGCCCGAGUUACUACGACCCAAAACAAGAGACCUUUCUCUGCCACAUCGUGGGAGGAUUUGAAGAAAGGAGCCUUUGAGGGGAAAAGCCAAAACCUACCAAAGCGUCAACAUGAAGUUAAUAAGCUGUCGCUUAAAAAGGGUACACCCCAAGCAAAACACAAAAAGAACAAGAAGAAAAAGGAGUACUUAAAUGAAGAUGUGAAUGGAUUCAUGGAAUACCUAAGACAAAACUCACAGAUGUCUCACAAUGCAAUAAUAGCAACAGACAGUCAGGAAGUAAGAGAAGAAAUAGCAGUUGCUUUAAAGAAAGAUAAUCGUCGGGAAGGAAGACGAUUAAAAAGGCAAGCAGCAAAGAAAAAUGCAAUGGUAUGCUUCCAUUGUAGACAACCUGGCCAUGGGAUUGCAGAUUGCCCAGCUGCCCUGGAGAACCAAGAUAUGGGCACAGGAAUAUGUUACCGGUGUGGGUCCACAGAGCAUGAAAUAACCAAGUGCAAAGCAAAAGUCGACCCAGCUCUAGGUGAAUUUCCUUUUGCAAAAUGUUUUGUUUGUGGGGAAAUGGGGCACCUGUCUAGGUCUUGUCCCGAUAAUCCCAAAGGACUUUAUGCUGAUGGUGGUGGCUGCAAACUUUGUGGCUCUGUGGAACAUUUUAAGAAAGAUUGUCCUGAAAGUAAGAAUUCAGAGCGAUUGGUCACAGUUGGUCGCUUGGCGAAGGGAAUGAGUGCAGACUAUGAAGAAGUUUUGGAUGUGCCCAAAGUACAGAAACCUAAAACAAAGACACCCAAAGUUGUUAACUUUUGAUAAGCAUUAUUCCUGUUGUCAGCCAUCACCUCAUAGUGCCAUUCUGAACUAGGUCCACUUUACUUGUUGGAGCUGGGCUCCUGAGGAGGCCUGUAGCAGAGCUGCCAGUGCAGUGGGGGGUGCGGGUGGAGGGGUCGAUUUUCUGACUUUGCCUAUCAAGGACUACAGUCUAAGGUAGGCAGAAGAUUUUUCAAUUUGAUUUUCUAAAAGAACAUCUUUCAGCAGCAAGAACUGAGGUCUAACCAAGUGGUUAUAUACAGGAUUGUAACAAUCAAAUUUUUUA
Messenger RNA from Sorex fumeus (smoky shrew), 1221 nucleotides. It is a transcript of the gene ZCCHC9, whose product is annotated as zinc finger CCHC-type containing 9. Gene Ontology annotation, molecular function: nucleic acid binding; zinc ion binding. The transcript is spliced from 6 exons. The record is from RefSeq and is a predicted model, not a curated record. The coding region runs from base 129 to 938 and encodes 269 amino acids. Lineage: Eukaryota; Metazoa; Chordata; Mammalia; Eulipotyphla; Soricidae.